AUGCCCACCGUCGAACCACCGCGACAGCAGGCGCCCAUGGAGGCGGCGCUAACCUCCUCCGCGUCCGCGCCCGGCAGAACGUCAGCAGAGAUCAUCACGCAGCAACCGAAAAGCGAGCCGCGCCCGCAACCCGAGAAUGACCUUCACCUGCGCGGCGGCUCCAUGACCAUUGGAUGCAACUGCUGCGGCGGGUCGCUGUCAUGCCACAGGGUCUGCUGUCGCUGA
This is a messenger RNA of Chaetomium strumarium, 225 nucleotides long. RefSeq lists its product as uncharacterized. Lineage: Eukaryota; Fungi; Ascomycota; Sordariomycetes; Sordariales; Chaetomiaceae. The record is from RefSeq and is a predicted model, not a curated record. The transcript is spliced from 2 exons. The coding region runs from base 1 to 225 and encodes 74 amino acids.